AUGUCUGACUCGUCAGAAAAUCUAGCACUGCAGGCUUGCUUUACAUGCCGCCAGCAGAAACGGAAAUGUUCCCGAGAACUCCCUGCGUGUCUGCUGUGCCGCAAGAACAAAAGGCCCUGUAACUAUCCUACCAAGAGCGCCGAUCCCACCGCCAAUGAUGUUGAGAGCUAUACCCAGCAGAAGCAACUUUCCAACUCACCAGACAGGCCAGAUGCCGAUCUGGUUCUGUUGCUAAUUGCAAUGCAGAUGCAUUGUCGACCCAGGAAGGACAGUGGUGCUGAUCUUUAUGAACUGGCAAAGCGUUGCUGUUCAUAUGUGGAGAGGAAUAAUGUUUUCUCUCUCAGACUGCUACAGGCAUCCUUGUUGAUCGGACUGUAUGAGGUCGCUAAUGCUAUCUACCCAGCUGCAUAUCUCACGGCUGGUCAUUGUGCACGGUUGUGUCAUCUCAUGGGCAUUCAUGACAGAAAGGAAGCACCUCAGAUGCUUUCCAUCCCAGGCUCCUGGACAGAGGCCGAGGAGAGGCGUCGAGCAUGCUGGGCUAUUAUAGUAUUAGACAGAUACGUCAAUCUCGGUGCGGGCAACCGUCCAUUUGCGUGCGACGAUGCAAAACCCGAUGACCUUCUGCCCAUGGACGAGGACAGCUGGGAGAAAGGGGAGCCCAUAGUCAUCCAGCCUCUGGCAGUGUCAACCUGCACCGAAGUUCCUGCGUCACCAUUUGCUCGUACAUGCCAGGCAUCGCACCUUCUCUCGCGUAUCCUACGCCACAUUAAUGAAAAGCACGAAGAUGCGACAUUCCGCUAUCGAGAAGCUAUACAACUUCAUCGUACCAUAAACGCGUUCAAUCUCGCAGUUUCUUAUGAGUUUGACAAGAUAACGGGAGAGUCCUAUGAUGCUACUCACGAGGCGGCCCUCUUCACCAGCAUGGCGAUUUGCUACAGUGCCCAGCUCACACUGUACGACGCCUACAUGUGUGCAGAUGCGGACGAUAUCAGCGGGGUGGGCAUUCCGGAACAACUUGAAAUGCAGAACAUUGCCAUAUCGAACAUCAAAGAUGUUUGCAUGGCCGUCCAUCGAUUUGCAAACAGAAUAGUGGGGGCUUCUGAAUCGGGGGGAGAUCUGUCGAGAAUCAGCCCCCUAACGACGGAUUGUCUCUAUGAAGCCGCCAUGCUCUUCAUCGGCUACAUUCGUCAGAUUGGGAAAGUGGAGUUUGUGCAGACUGUGAUGGAUAUGAGAAAUGCACUGGAGAUUUUGGCGAGGAGAUGGGAUGUUGCAAGCGAGUAUUUGAAGAUCCUCGAUGGUGAAAGCUUUCACCCCGGAUGGCAAUUGAGCUGA
This is a messenger RNA of Rasamsonia emersonii CBS 393.64, 1332 nucleotides long. RefSeq lists its product as uncharacterized. Gene Ontology annotation, biological process: DNA-templated transcription; regulation of DNA-templated transcription. The record is from RefSeq and is a predicted model, not a curated record. The coding region runs from base 1 to 1332 and encodes 443 amino acids. The transcript has 6 exons. NCBI's taxonomy places the organism in Eukaryota, Fungi, Ascomycota, Eurotiomycetes, Eurotiales, Trichocomaceae. Gene Ontology annotation, molecular function: DNA binding; zinc ion binding; DNA-binding transcription factor activity, RNA polymerase II-specific. Gene Ontology annotation, cellular component: nucleus.